Oryza sativa Japonica Group (Japanese rice) is the source of this 1256-nucleotide messenger RNA. Lineage: Eukaryota; Viridiplantae; Streptophyta; Magnoliopsida; Poales; Poaceae. The record is from RefSeq and is a predicted model, not a curated record.
UUGCAGCGGCAGCUUCCGGAAGCUUCUGAAUUCUUCUCCAAGAUUUGCCGCGACGAUAAAUCCUCUCGUUUCUCCGCUCGCUGAUUCAUUCUCAACGCAAAAUCCAAAAGAUAAGCACAGUUACGCAGCGAGAGCGAGAGAGGAGUGGAGAGCCAUGGCUUCCAUCGUGGCAUCGAAGAGGAUCCCACUGUUCCGCCUCGUGGAGCAGCUCCUCGCCGCGUCGCCGGCCCAAGGCGCCGCCUCCGCUCUCAGGCCGGUGGCCGUCGCCGGCGGGUCCCGUGCAUACAACACCGGCGCGCAGCUCCGCCGGCACGAGAGGGACGAGUCGGACGACGACAGCGGCCGUGGGUACGACACCAGGCGCCCCACACGCGACGCCACCAUGCCCGCCUUCUUCUCAGAUGUGUUCCGUGAUCCGUUCAGCGCGCCGCAGAGCCUCGGGCGGCUGCUGAGCCUCAUGGACGACCUGGCGACGCCGGCCGGGCGCGCCGGCGCCGCGACGCUGCGGCGCGGGUGGAACGCGAAGGAGAGCGAGGAGGCGCUGCACCUGAGGGUGGACAUGCCGGGCCUGGGGAAGGAGCACGUGAAGGUGUGGGCGGAGCAGAACAGCCUCGUGAUCAAGGGCGAGGGGGAGAAGGAGGCCGGCGAGGACGAGGGCGCCGCCCCGGCGAGGUACAGCGGCCGCAUCGAGCUCGCGCCGGAGGUGUACAGGAUGGACCAGAUCAAGGCGGAGAUGAAGAACGGCGUGCUCAAGGUGGUCGUGCCCAAGGUGAAGGAGGAGCAGCGCAGGGACGUCUUCCAGGUCAACGUCGAGUAGGAGCUCAAUCCGCGCGCGUUCGGCGUGCGAAGUUGCAGGAUGCGGAUGGAUCGUCUCCUUUUAUCCAAUAAGAAAUGCGGCGUGCUGUAGCUUUGUUUUGUUUUCGAAGUUAUGGAGAUAAAAGUUUUGGUUUACUUAUGAUAAAAAAAUUUUACUUAUGCGAUUGAUCUCGUAUCGCGAGAUCUCUCGCGUCGUGGUCAAAUUCAGGCGGACUCCGCGCGAAAACGGAGCGAGCGCGCACGUGAAGCGGAAGAACCGUGCGCGAGACAAUUAAAGCCAAGGCGUCCUUCAUUUUGCUCUACAUAUAUCCAUGAAAAAUCAAAACUUGGCGAGAGGAAUCAUUUUGCUGUGCAUGAUAAAAUUCAAAAUUUGGUUAGAGGAACCCGUUCUGUAAUUGGAAUGGUGACAGAAUUCAUAAAAAAAAUCAAAAACUUGGCUA